Molecule: messenger RNA, 2237 nt
Organism: Bufo bufo (common toad)
Lineage: Eukaryota; Metazoa; Chordata; Amphibia; Anura; Bufonidae
Gene: CHRNA2
Product: cholinergic receptor nicotinic alpha 2 subunit
Exons: 8
Coding region: 606-2069 (487 amino acids)
Biological process (GO): regulation of membrane potential; nervous system process; signal transduction
Cellular component (GO): synapse; postsynaptic membrane; neuron projection
Molecular function (GO): acetylcholine-gated monoatomic cation-selective channel activity; transmembrane signaling receptor activity
Source: RefSeq, a predicted model, not a curated record
UCUGGAGUGUAGAGCAAGGAGCCCAGGUGUGGAGGAGGUCCAGGAGGAGCUGGGGUCUUCUGCAGAACCUUCCUCAAGUGCAACUGGCAGGUCAAGUGAGGGGUGUGAAUACUUCUGCACCAGCCUGUCCUCCUGAAGCUACAGCAGGAGGGUGGUGGAUCCAGUCAGGGAGCUCCUAAUCUUCUGGAGGAAUCUGGGGAUCUGAGGCAAGAAGGGCAUCUUCCUUGGAACAAAGAGAAUGUGAAGCCUUGCGCAGAUUCCGGGGCCCCCUGGGGCCGCUCCUGGACCGCGCAGAGAGCGCACUCAGCCGGCAGCCGCUCCACUAAUGGACAGUAUGAUGCACGCGGGCUCAGGCCUCCGCUCAGGUUAGGAGGGUCCCCCGAGGUUACAAGAAAAGCACUCGGAAUAUCAGCAGCUCCUCACCUGACAGCAUGGCGGGCGGGCUGUCAGUGGCGGGGGCCGUAUGCUACAUCCUGUCCUGCACCAUGACAGGUGGUGAUUGCCCGGUUGAUGAUAUGCUGUUUUCUCUUCAUUCUAUUUUCAAUUUCCUGUGAGCAUUGUCUCCUCCUACUGAGUAAUCUAUAUGAACUACCAAAACAUUAUGUAUGGAGAGGACGCGCUCCCACGCUGAAGAACGUCUUUUCAAGAACCUGUUUAGUGGAUACAAUCGAUGGUCCAGGCCGGUACCAAAUACCUCAGAUGUUGUCAUUGUCAAGUUUGGCUUAUCCAUCGCCCAGCUCAUAGAUGUGGAUGAGAAAAAUCAAAUGAUGACGACGAACGUGUGGCUCAAGCAGGAGUGGAAUGACUACAAACUACGAUGGAACCCAGCGGACUACGAUAACGUCACCUCCAUACGCGUCCCAUCAGAGAUGAUCUGGAUCCCGGAUAUUGUGCUAUACAACAAUGCAGACGGGGAGUUUGCCAUUACACACAUGACUAAAGCUCACCUCUCUCACACCGGGAAGGUGCAGUGGGUUCCUCCUGCCAUCUACAAGAGCUCCUGUAGCAUCGAUGUGACCUUCUUCCCUUUCGACCAGCAGAACUGCAAGAUGAAAUUUGGAUCAUGGACAUAUGACAAAGCAAACAUCGACUUGGAGAGCAUGGAACGAAACGUGGACUUGAAGGACUACUGGGAGAGUGGAGAGUGGGCCAUAGUCAACGCUGUUGGGACGUACAACACUAAAAAGUAUGAUUGCUGCACUGAGAUUUACCCUGACAUCACCUAUUUCUUUAUAAUUCGGAGGUUGCCCUUAUUCUACACCAUUAAUUUAAUCAUCCCGUGUCUUCUGAUCUCCUGCCUUACCGUCUUGGUCUUCUAUCUUCCUUCGGAUUGCGGGGAGAAGAUCACAUUGUGCAUCUCAGUACUUUUAUCUCUUACUGUGUUCCUCCUGCUGAUCACUGAGAUCAUCCCCUCCACCUCACUGGUGAUCCCAUUGAUUGGGGAGUACCUGCUCUUCACCAUGAUAUUCGUUACACUCUCCAUAGUCAUCACAGUGUUUGUGCUGAAUGUCCACCACCGUUCACCUAGUACUCACAAAAUGCCUCUUUGGGUGCGUUCUGUCUUUCUGGAUCACAUUCCAAGGUGGCUGUUCAUGAAGAGGCCACCAGCUCCUGUAGAGCAGAUUUUUAGUCAGUAUGACCCUCCCGAACUUAAACUUAGCACGUCCAAAUACUGGAUGGAGACAGAUGUGGACGAGAAGUGGGGGGAACCGGAGGCUGAGAUGCCACCUUGCCACGUGCACCACAUCUCCAGACACAAUCACAGUCUUCAGCAUCGUUAUGACUAUAACCAGCCAGUGCCUGGGGGGCAGUGUCAGACCCCUCGUCAGAGCAAAGUGGACAACGUGGAACCUAAUUUCUUGCUCUCACCAAGUAUUUUAAAAGCUUUAGAAGGAGUACAGUACAUAGCAGACCACCUACGGGCUGAAGAUGCUGACUUUUCUGUAAAAGAAGACUGGAAAUAUGUGGCGAUGGUGAUUGACCGGAUAUUUCUCUGGAUGUUCAUAAUCGUGUGUUUAUUAGGGACGAUCGGAUUAUUCCUUCCCCCUUUCCUAGCUGGAAUGAUAUAGGACAUUUUUUUGACACUUUCUGGCUCCUCUGCUGACAUGAGGAGGACUUUGCUAUUCACAUCUCAGGCUCUUUGAUGGACUGUGGCCUCUCACAGACAUGGCUCCUUCUGGAGGAACGCCGCUGACAAUGGACGCUUGCUCAUAAAUUAUAAUAAAUGGAUGCCAUUA